Molecule: messenger RNA, 5030 nt
Organism: Rhipicephalus microplus (southern cattle tick)
Lineage: Eukaryota; Metazoa; Arthropoda; Arachnida; Ixodida; Ixodidae
Product: protein FAM177A1
Source: RefSeq, a predicted model, not a curated record
AUGGCCGACCGUGCCGAGUCCGCGAAACUACAACAAGGCUGCGCGCCACGUAAGGUGCUACACUUCAGCGACGGCGUGCUCCAGGAGAACAGCUCAGAAGAGGAUGAGCCACCCGUAACUGCGACGACUGUGGUGGACCCGAGGACGCUGCCGUGGGCACCGUUUCUGCUGCACUGGGCAUUGCAGCUGGGAACGCAGGCAUUGGCCGUAUGUGACUACCUGGGAGAGCACCUGGCCAACUGGUUCGGCAUUACGGCACCGAAGUACCGGUACGAGAUCGAACACGGACAAGCGGACGACGACGACGAACUAAAGCAGGAGCCUGGCUGGCAGCGGCCUGCAGAGUUGGUGCAGGUCACGGCACAGCAGCCGGCCCAACAACAGGGUCCGCGCUACUGAGUGUAAACACUCUUGUUCACACUGAGCACGCCGCGACUAUGGCACUCCAAGCCACCCGCACGCGAAAGUGCACCAACGCACACUUGACGGCGCACACCGCGGUUUGCACAUUUCUUUUGGUGGCUUGUCAAGAUGACGUGGUUGUUGCGCGUCCCAUUCUCAAAGAUGCCAAAGGAUCAAACUGGGGUACGAGUUUAGGAGAAGAUGAAUCUUGAAGGAAAGAAAACAUCUUUUGAAUACUUGUUGUCGCUGGAACCAACAUUUUGACAAGUCCGCUUGUCAAAACGUUGGCUUUAAAGACAACCCAUAUUCUAAGGGUAUUUUUCAUGCCCUAAGGGAUCGAAACGCAUAUAUUAUACGUCAACUGGAAGGCACAGAAAGUGUGUAGGUUGUAUUUAUUUAUUUAUAUAUAAGGCAAGCAUGCAUGCUUUGGUGCACCAAAAAUGUUCGUCCCGUAUGAAUGUUUGUCUGGCAUAAUACGUAUGUAAAGAGCAAGAAACCAGUUUACUUGUGGCUUGCUUGCUCAUAGAAUUCGUAGACUGUGCUUUUUGCAGUCAACUGAAUUUGAGAUUGUAUUGAACUUGAAUGCAUGUACGUACUCAUGCCUGGUCAGACUGGAAUAUUUUGAAGCUGUUUUCAUGCUUGAAAUAGUGUGUAGCUGGCUGCUGCAGUCAGUCAUCUUUUCUGACUUUAUAGGCUGUUAAUGCUUGUAGAAAUGCUUUAACUUGUGCUAGUUGAUCGUGCAUCCCUAUGCAAAGAUCUGGGUGCAAAGAAAACACUGUUGACACGGGGGCCAACUGACUCAAUUGUGUGGUUCCUCUUCUUGUUCUGCAGCCAGUAUAAUGAGUUGGUAGUUGGCAGUUUUCCUGUCUAAAGUGAUCUAUAUCUUCUCACCCUCCUAGGUGUUAGCACAAGUAUGUUAUUGCCUUUUGCAAGUCAAAAUGUCAGAUAAGCUUUGGAUUGCUUGAAAGGGUGAGGGUGUACAUAUUUCACAAGGGAGCUGACAUGCUAAGUACUAGCUCUUUUUCUUUGCACUGUCAUCAACCAAGUAGCUUGAUUAUAUUGUUUGCUAACUAGAAGAUGUUUCUAGCACAUAUGUCUGGAGUUUGUCCCAAACUGUGUGACGAAUGUUAUCAUAACAGUUUGCUCUUCUGCACUUAAUAGUUUGCCUUCUGCAUGAAUAGGAGGCAUUAAAUGACUGCACAGAGCGUACACUGUGCAUACUGAGUUAUUGGUCAGAAAAUCAAAUUCAUGUCAGUAGUCCCUUCAAGUGUUCGAUUGGCAACCAUUGCCACUAUUCUAGCAUGCUUGGAGUGGACAAUGAAAGCCGAUGAAGGUUCAAACUUGAUCUAAAGCGCUGCCUUACGAAAUUCUGCACGAUCUGCCAUCCACUUUGGAAUAAGCAUUUUUUUCUGCACAGCACAACAUGCUAAACUUCCAAUUAUCAGAGUGUACUUAAUGAAUUAACCCUCGUGUGAAGGAGACGAAGGUUGUGUCUGGUGUUUUGAGGCCACAUAAUAUGCAAGUAUUGCUGGCAAAAAAAAUAAUAAAUUUGUCAGGGUGGAGAGUUAGUAUAUGCCCCACAAACAGGACUAAUCAGUAAAGGACAAAGCAAACACAUGACACUGCAAGGGGUCAUCCCACACUCUGGCUGCUGUUAGCCAGCUGAACUGAGCAAACUGGCAUUCCAACUAUUCCAUGUAGAGUGAAAAGGAGUCUUUUCUAUUUGAGUGGGCAUAGAAAAAACUUUCAAGCAGGCACUGUUGCAAGUAUUACAUUCUGUCGGAAGUUGCCAUGUGCUAUCAAAGAAGUGUUGUACGCAAAAAAAUUUUUAUCGCUUCAAUGCCGUGGAAAUCAAAAUGUGCUGUUACUGUGCAGUUGAGAGCCGCUGUCAACAAAGACGCAUCCUUGCUUCAGAGGAUCUUGUUCUUUUUUUUUCUAGACAUCUCAUCAUUUACAUUUCUACAGGUUGCUGGAGUUGCUGACUGCAGUGGCUGAGCUGGUAGUGACAUUUUGUGGCAUUUUGUCCAAUUAUGGCACCUUUGAAAAAACAUUCAGUUGUGCCGGUCUCCUCGUCAUAACAAUUAAAGAAUAACAAAUCUUCUCCGAGUUAAUGGUUAUCCGACUGAUAAUGCUUUACAUUAAUAGUUAUCACUACAAUAUUAGCUCUCUCUAUGUCUGGUUAGGUCCUGCACCAACAGAGGUCACUACCAGUGUUGCCUAUCACAUGUAUAUUUCCGGUAACUCAUGAAAACUUGCACAUACCUCCUCUGCAUUCUACCAUGUGCUGUAGUGAAGGUUGUCAUGUUGGCAUAGGUCGGCAACAAAUGCAGAGCUCACUCAAACUCGCCUAGGAAUAUAUCUGCCAUAGGGUUCACUCGGACUCGCACUCACCAGAGUUUUCCUCAAGGGGACUCGCUUAGACGCAUGGCUAGCUCCGAGACUAAGUGAGUAGAAUUCAGAGUCCAUUAAAAUUUGACUAACUUUCUGACCACUGUUUCAAUGCUCUUUAAUAGCACUAUCUCGCAUAACUGGUGCUCUACUUGGAAUCUUUUGAUCUCUUAAGUUUACGUAGUGGUUGUAAUUUAAUAAGUAGAUUUUUGUCGAAAGAUGACUCGCAAUAUAUUUUUACGAAGAACUGCCUGUGAAAGAGUUUGCAAUUAGAAGGUCAAUACAGCUCCCCCCAGUAACUCAGGCCUGUUAAAAAUAUUGCUGAGAUGGUGCAUGAAUGCCGUACGUUCAUGUAUGAGUAGAUGUGUAUAAACAUGAGCUGGCAUGCGGCUAAUAGUAAUGCUGAAGUUGAGCAGUUAUUACCACAGGUCAGCACAAGCAUAUGGAACUCACUUAGACUCACUGACGAAAUAUAGCUUGCACUUGGGGCUCACUCGGACUCGCCAAAGUUUUCUUCACCUGAGCUCGGACUCGCUAAAGUUUUUCUCAAUUGUACUCAAGACUCGCGGCAAUCCGAGUCCGAGUGAGUCAACUCAUGGGUGAGUUUGCUGACCUAUGCAUGUUCGUAUGACAAGCUGCACUCCAGUUUCUUUUCAUUUUCUAUUUGGCUUCAUGGUACAUUUAUAUACUAUGCUUGGGUCAUGAUCAGCAAUCUUGCAAUAAAUUCAUGUUUCAUAGUGCAAUUUGUAGUGUACACGUAUCCCGAAGGAGUACGGCCACUAGUGUGGGUCUGUUCUUAGCAAGCUGCAAGGCACGUGUUAACAGUCUCUGUGGCAAGAACUCGGUACUGCUCAAGGUCGAAACACUUUAUUGUCUGCAGGCAACACCAAAACGCAGUACAGAGCCCGUUGCAAAAAGCGCGGCGGGAUGGCAAAUGGGCUUAUCUACGCCACGGACGAGAAGUACUACAUAGGAGUGCCGCGAGUGCGUCUCCGUGGACAAAAGUGAUUCAUGGUAACACGGGAACAAAGGCCUGGUUGCUCGAGCGAUGGCAAAGGCGCUCGCGUUGGCUUCAGAGAGAUACGGGUCGGCAUAGCCUGGCCACGCACUAGGACACCGCACCGCUCUUCGGCCCAGCGUUCGAAGGAGGGGCGACAAAACGUAAGCGUUCGCUGCGAGCUCAAGGCGUCUUUGGAGAGGUCCGAACGAGCCGCAAACAAAGGGAGCCGACGGACGCCAAAGAAAUGCGUGCUUACCCCUUGUCGUCCCGGUGAAUUUCUCCCUUAGUCUCGAUGCACGCGCGAAACAUCCAGAGAGACUCCGCGCACGGCGCCUUAGUUGACAUCCGCUACUGGGUGUGAGGGGUUAAGCGUCAUUCCCCGCUUUCCCAACGCGGCAUACAACAGAGGAGGGCAGUCAUGUCGGGACACCCGAACGCAGAAAGAGGCAGCAAAGCCCGCGGAAAGGCGGGGGGCUAGUCUUCUAUUCCCACAAAUUGUACUCUCGCUCGAAAAUGUCACUUUCCCAAAAGACAUGCUUGCAUGUUUCUCUUUUAAAUGCAGCCGUUACCUCGCCAGGGAGCUGUUUAAUUCUUUGCAAAUUCGGUCACCGUUGCCUAUGCACUGCUCUUUUGUUUACAAUGCUCUAACUUUGUAAUGAGUGCAGAGGGUAUUAUAAUCCAAAAUAUUAGUUGGAUUAUUAAAGUAAUCCAAUUAAUAUCUAAUUACUAUUGUAAUUGAAGUUUUUGUACAGUAACAUUUUAUGAAUUCUUGGGGAAUACACAUUUGCAUAAUGGCCCUAGGAUACAUGAGAUCUGACCUAGUCUUAUUUCUUAUAGAGUGGCGCUUGGGAUUUCUGGGGUUUGAAGUUACCUCAUAUUAAUAAUGAGGUCACAUUAUAACAAUUCAUGCAGCACCAAUGAGCUCAAUAUUCGUGUAGUGCUGUUGACUACUAGAAAGCUGCCAGUCUUUGCUAAUUCAUUUGAGUAUCUCUACAAUGCCCAACAUCUCUACUGGUUGGUCAAUGCUUAUCGAUGCAUCUUCUUGACUAGACUAUGGCACUGAUUUAGAGCCUUUUUGCUGCCUUAUACUCCUCACUUUAUUAAUGUUGUACUCUGUAACGCAGAGCAUUCCAAUUUGGAAUUUCAGCAGUGCUGAACACGUGCAAGAAGUAUAUUUUUUUUAUAUGCUCACUGCUUGUUGUUUAUGCCCAUGUUCUGAAUAAACAGCUGCAGAAACGUG